ACGAUAACAUUUGAGCCACCCCAAGGCUAGCGAUCAUGGAUUUUAACGUGAGCGUUGCGAUUGUGCCGACGGGCCCGGCGGCAAACGCGAGUGCCGACUAUGAGGACUACUACCCGGAUCCAGACGCCAGUAAAAUCAUCAUCCCGUCCAUCUACGUCCUGGUGUGCUGCGUGGGCCUAACAGGCAACGCCAUGGUCAUAUACGUCAUUCUCAAGUACGCCAAAAUGAAGACAGCGACCAACAUUUACAUCCUCAACUUGGCCAUCGCCGACGAGCUCUUCAUGCUGAGCGUGCCCUUCUUUGCCACUUCGGCCGCCGUGCGUCACUGGCCCUUCGGCUCGCUCAUGUGCAGGCUUGUGCUGAGCGUGGACGGCAUUAACAUGUUCACGUCGAUCUUCUGUCUCACUGUGUUGAGUGUGGAUCGCUACGUGGCCGUGGUGCACCCCAUUAAGGCGGCGCGUUACCGCCGCCCAACCGUGGCCAAAUUGGUCAACGUUUGCAUCUGGGGGUUGUCCCUGGUGGUCAUCCUGCCCAUCAUCAUCUUUGCCGACACCGUCCCGGCUGAGGACGGCGCCAUGGACUGCAACUUUCUGUGGCCGGAGGAGUCCUGGUCUGAAGCUUUUGUGGUCUAUACCUUUCUUCUGGGAUUCCUGCUACCCGUGGGGGCCAUAUGUUUGUGCUACUGCCUGAUGGUGGCCAGGAUGCGAGCGGUGGGGCUAAAAGCCGGGUGGCUUCAACGGCGGAGCUCAGAGAAGAAGAUCACCCGCAUGGUGCUGCUGGUGGUGGCGGUCUUUGUCAUGUGUUGGAUGCCCUUUUACGUCGUCCAGCUGGUCAGUGUCUUCCACCGGCCGCCGGACCCCAUGGUCACCCAACUUUUUGUCAUACUCAGCUACGCAAACAGCAGCGCCAACCCAAUCCUCUACGGCUUUGUAUCUGAUCACUUCCGCCGCUCUUUCCAGCGCAUCGUGUGCUUCCGCUGGCUGGAGUCCGGGGUGGACGCCGAGCAGGUGGACUACUGCGCUGUGGCGGUCAAGGGACAGGCCACCUGUGCCCAGCUGGAUUUCCCCAAAGACUUAACAGCCUCCGAUACGGUGUUUCGUCACGGAACGUAUACCUCGCGCACUACCGCUGUGUGA
Molecule: messenger RNA, 1136 nt
Organism: Syngnathus typhle (broad-nosed pipefish)
Lineage: Eukaryota; Metazoa; Chordata; Actinopteri; Syngnathiformes; Syngnathidae
Gene: sstr1b
Product: somatostatin receptor 1b
Exons: 1
Coding region: 36-1136 (366 amino acids)
Biological process (GO): cellular response to glucocorticoid stimulus; neuropeptide signaling pathway
Cellular component (GO): membrane; neuron projection
Molecular function (GO): somatostatin receptor activity; neuropeptide binding
Source: RefSeq, a predicted model, not a curated record